This is a messenger RNA of Notothenia coriiceps (black rockcod), 1710 nucleotides long. RefSeq names its product arylsulfatase family, member Ia (gene arsia). The transcript has 2 exons. NCBI's taxonomy places the organism in Eukaryota, Metazoa, Chordata, Actinopteri, Perciformes, Nototheniidae. Gene Ontology annotation, molecular function: sulfuric ester hydrolase activity. Bases 1 to 1710 code for a protein of 569 amino acids. The record is from RefSeq and is a predicted model, not a curated record.
AUGGCAACGACAGCUCUGACCGGGUUCUCCAUGAUGAGCCUGCUCAGUCUCGGGUAUCUUACCUGGGACAUGAUUGGUCCUAACCAGGUGGAAAACGAGACCAACCACACUUUUGUCGAGAGCUCACCUGUCCCUCAGCCUCCUCACAUAAUUUUCAUCAUGACGGACGAUCAGGGGUUUAACGACAUCGGCUACCACAGCUCUGACAUCAGGACCCCGGCGCUGGAUAAACUGGCUGCAGACGGAGUGAAGCUGGAGAACUAUUACAUCCAGCCCAUCUGCACCCCGUCCCGCAGCCAGCUCAUCACCGGCAGGUACCAAAUCCACACUGGCCUGCAGCACUCCAUCAUCCGGCCCCGCCAGCCCAACUGCCUGCCCUUCGACCAGGUCACCCUCCCCCAGAGACUGCAGGAGCUCGGCUACUCCACCCACAUGGUCGGCAAGUGGCACCUGGGCUUCUACAAGAAGGAGUGCCUGCCUACUCGCCGAGGCUUUGACACAUACUUUGGCUCCUUAACAGGCAGUGUAAACUACUACACCUACGACUCCUGUGACGGCCCCGGGAGGUGUGGUUUCGACCUGCACGAGGGGGAGUCGGUCGCCUGGGGUCAGAGGGGCAAAUACUCUACACACCUCUACACGCAGAGAGUCCGCAAGAUCCUGGCGACCCACGAUCCUCAGUCCCAGCCGCUGUUCAUCUACCUCUCCUUCCAAGCUGUUCAUACACCCCUGCAGUCUCCACGGGAGUACAUCUACCCAUACCGUGGAAUGGAAAAUGUGGCUCGCAGGAAAUAUGCUGCUAUGGUCUCAGCUGUAGAUGAGGCAGUACGUAAUAUAACAUAUGCUCUCCGCAAGUAUGGUUACUACCAGAACAGUGUGAUCAUCUUCUCCACUGACAACGGGGGCCAGCCUUUGUCUGGCGGCAGUAACUGGCCCCUCAGAGGACGUAAAGGCACCUACUGGGAAGGCGGUGUCAGGGGUCUGGGGUUCGUUCACAGUCCUCUGUUGAGGAAGAAGAGGAGGGUGAGUAAAGCCCUGGUGCACAUCACUGACUGGUACCCAACACUGGUGGGAUUAGCAGGUGGAAAUGAGUCCCUGACCGAGGGGGUGGAUGGCCAUGAUGUUUGGGAAGCCAUCAGUGGAGGGAAAGAGUCCCCCCGGUUGGAGAUCCUCCACAAUAUUGACCCUUUAUAUAACCAUGCCCGCAGUGGCUCCCUAGAGAAAGGAUAUGGGAUUUGGAAUACAGCUGUGCAGGCCUCCAUACGAGCUGGAGACUGGAAACUUCUAACAGGAGACCCCGGCUACGGAGACUGGACGCCACCACCGGUGCUUCCAGGUUUCCCCGCCGGCUGGUGGAACCUGGAGCGCCACACUGAACCCAAGAAAUCUGUGUGGCUUUUCAACAUCUCCGGAGACCCCUACGAGCGCCAAGACCUUUCUGAGCAGAGACCAGAUGUUGUGAAAGAGCUGCUGGCUCGACUGGUGUACUACAAUAACACUGCGGUGCCAGUGAGGUAUCCAUCAGAGGACCUUCGGGCUGAUCCCCAACUCAAUGGAGGUGCUUGGGUGCCUUGGGUAGGAGAUGAGGAGGAGGAACGAUGGGAUACUGUCUACCAGAAAAAGAACAAUUGGAAGAAGAAGCUGAAAAUGUCCAAAAGCAGGUCGUUUUUCAGGAGACUCAACACUAGGAUGAUGUCCAACAGGAUAUAA